CCCCUUUAGUCACAUCUUCAAAACCGCCAUAAUGUCGUGGCAAGCAUACGUCGACCAGAGCCUCGUUGGCACUGGCAACAUUGACAAGGCCGCCAUCUUCAACAGCGAAGGCAACAGCGUCUGGGCCACUUCCGCCGGCUUCACUGUUUCACCCCAAGAGAUGGCCGAGGUUGUCUCUGCAUUCAAGGACACUUCCGACGUCAAGAAGGUCCAGAGCACUGGCCUCCACGUCGCUGGCGAGAAGUUCAUCGUUCUCAAGGCCGACGACAGAAGCUUGUACGGCAAGAAGGGCAAGGAAGGCAUCCUCAUCGUCAAGACCAAGCAAGCUCUCCUCGUCACUCACUACCCCGAGCACGUUCAACCGGGUGUUGCCGCCAACACCGUCGAGCAACUCGCCGACUACCUGAUAAGCGUCAACUACUAGAGAAAGAAUAUCCCACAUCUGGAUUAGCUUUUUCUGGCCAUCAUCUCCCGCAUUUUGUUGUCGAAAUAUCUCCUUGACGUUGAGAUUUUGAGGCUUUGACACCGCCCUUUUUCUUUUUCCUUGAUUGUACAGGGUGCAGAGGAAGAGGACUUGGGCUCUCAAUACAACUCCACACAAAAAGACAGCAGCAACACUGUUACACCACUCGAAGACUUGUGCAUAGCGAAUAUAUCUACCUUUUGUUUACUCCUUUGGCUCUGCCCUUGAUCUGCCCAUCCCGAUCGCUUUUCUGACUGACAUGAGAAACAUCUUGAUUUUGGAAAUUACAAGGUUGUGACAUGCUGAUCAAUUCAAAGAAAACCCUCCCAUAUCUCUUCAUCAUCUCCGCCAGCAACCUCACUGUCUCGCACAACCUCGCCUAAUGCAAUAGGAGAAGCCACAAGCAAGUCGCAAGCGGCGGCAAACAC
Messenger RNA from Aureobasidium subglaciale EXF-2481, 891 nucleotides. RefSeq lists its product as uncharacterized. The coding region runs from base 32 to 424 and encodes 130 amino acids. The record is from RefSeq and is a predicted model, not a curated record. Lineage: Eukaryota; Fungi; Ascomycota; Dothideomycetes; Dothideales; Saccotheciaceae. The transcript has 5 exons. Gene Ontology annotation, molecular function: actin monomer binding. Gene Ontology annotation, cellular component: cell cortex.